GCCAAUCACACGCGCCGCUCUCGACUCAUCCUGAGCGCGUCUUGGCGGCGCCACAGCACGCUAACUUUUUGCGAUCGGCGCGGUGUGUAGGCGAGGAAGGGUGUAUGGGGAGUGGGUAUAUAAAGCGCGCGAGAAGGGGGUUGCGGGUGCGGACAACGAUAUUUGACGCACGCGGGAUACGGUGCUGCGAUUGAAGGUACGGUGGUCGGGUUGCUUCUGAGGUUGAGGCUGAGUCUGACGAGUGAGUUCAAGAUCGAGAUUAAGAUUAAGAUUAAGAUUAGGCGAAAGCGAAAGCGAAAGCAAGAGCGUAAGACAAAGAGCAAAGGCAAGAGAAAGGUCAGUAGCAGCUAUGGUGCGCAGAGGCAAGGAGAAAGGAACCGAGACGCCGGAGGAACAUCCAGGCGGCGGCCACAUUGUGGUCACGGCGCAGCAGUCUCGGUAUGCGUUGGAUGCGUUGGAUGCACCUGCUUCGAAGGAGAUCCUUAUCAAAGACCUAACAAUCUCCGUCGCCAACCGCGAACUCCUGUCACGCACGACCCUCCACCUCGUCGAAGCACGCCACUACGUCCUCGUCGGCCGCAACGGCACCGGGAAAUCUACCCUGUGCAAAGCUAUCGCCGACGGGCUGGUGCCCGGGAUCCCGUGGAGCACACGGAUCCUGCUGCUGGGCCAGACGCGAGACGAGGAACAAGAGAUCGGGGACGAGGGCGUGAUCGAGAAGCGCGAGGCGGAGACGGUGCUCCAGCAUGUCGUAAGGAGUGACCGCGUGCGCGAGCGGUAUACGCGCGAGGCCCGGAUGCUGGCCGAGGCGUUGGAGGCGGGGGAUGGGAUGGCGGCGGUGCGGGGGGUGCGAAGGAUCAGAGCGGAGCGCAUGAAGGAGCGAUUGAAGGAGGGACAUCGGAUUGCGGAGAGGCGCAGUGGGGCCAGGGGCAAACUGGCGCGGAAGGAGCUGAUUCGGCUGGAGGAGCUCUGGGAGGAGGCAAAGCUGGCGGUGGAGGAAGGCGAGGCUGAAGUCGAUGCCACGCGUAUGGCCGAGGAUACGCAGGCGGCAGCGGAUCUGCUGGCGGGGGUGCAGGGUGCGCUCGAGCUGAUGGACGCGGCGGCAGCGGAGGCGAAGGCGAGGCGGGUACUGCUUGGGCUGGGGUUCAAGGAGGACCGCAUCGACCAGCCCAUGUCGCAGUUGUCAGGCGGGUGGCAGACGCGGUGCGAUCUUGCAUGUGCGCUGACGCAGUAUGCGGACGUGCUGUUGCUGGAUGAGCCGACCAACUUUCUGGACCUACCUUCGAUCAUCUGGCUGCAGGACUACAUCAACGACAUGACGAAUACGACAAUCCUCAUCACCACGCACGACCGCGACUUCGGCGACGCUGUGGCAGAAGAGUUGCUUCUACUGCGCAACCAGGUGCUUGAGACGUUUCGCGGCAACCUUAGCCUCUAUGAAAGGGAGAAGCACAAGAAGAUCAGACACAUGACGAGGAUGAAGGACGCCAAGGACAAGCAGAAGAAGCACAUUGAGAAGUCAAUCGCGGGCAACAUCAAGGCGGCCAAAGACAAGGGCGACGACAAGAAGCUGAAGCAGGCGGCGUCGAGGCAGAAGAAGCUCGACGAGCGCUGGGGCGUGGAGGUGGGUCUCAAGGGCGGGCGGUUCAAGAUCAACCGCGACCUCGGGGGCUACCACCUCACGUCCAGAGCGGAGGUCGAGAUACCAGACUUUGAGCCACCUGUGAAGCUGACGUUCCCGCGGCAGCCCCCAGAUCUGAGGUUCCCGGGAGCGCUGGUGAGCAUGGACAAGGUGACGUUUGCGUAUCCAGGCGCGAAGCGGGCCCCGACGCUGAUCGACGUGUCACUGACAAUACAUCCUGGGACGCGAACGGGCCUCGCGGGGCUCAACGGUUCCGGAAAGACAACGCUCGUGUCGUUGAUCGCGGGCAGCCUCGUGCCAACGUCGGGAUCGAUAACGAAGCACCCACGGGCUAGGCUCGGCCGCUUCUCGCAGCAGUCGGUCGAAGAGGUGACAGCGAUAGCGGCGGCGGACCCCAGACUCACGGCGCUGCAGCAUAUCAUGGAGCACGCGGGGGCUGAGAUGGAGGAGAAAGAAGCGCGGCAGAUUCUCGGCGGGCUGGGGCUGCACGGCCAGACCGUGUCUGACGUGCCGCUUGCUCUGCUGUCAGGCGGUCAGAAGGUCCGGGUCGCGCUGGCGAAGCUGCUGUGGCCGCCGCCGCAGCUGCUAAUCCUGGACGAGGUGACUACGCACUUGGACGCGGACACGAUCCUGGGGUUGAUUCUGGCGCUGCGGGAAUACGACGGGGCGCUGCUGGUUAUUACACACGACCGGUUCUUCAUGAGGUACGUUGUCACGAGUCGGGGUGGUCUAAUGAGGCAUGAGCGCGGUCAGAAGAGGCAUGCGCGGGUGGUCAGAAGCGGCAUGAGCAGCAGCGGUCAGAUCGGCGUGGGCAGGCGCGGCCGAACAGGCAUGAUUGGCGUUCGCGGGCUAACAGUGGCAGGACCGUAGUGGAGGGCGCGUC
Molecule: messenger RNA, 2525 nt
Organism: Boeremia exigua
Lineage: Eukaryota; Fungi; Ascomycota; Dothideomycetes; Pleosporales; Didymellaceae
Product: ABC transporter ATP-binding protein uup-1
Exons: 2
Coding region: 350-2512 (720 amino acids)
Molecular function (GO): ATP hydrolysis activity; ATP binding
Source: RefSeq, a predicted model, not a curated record